AUGCCCUCAAAGUCAAAGAGAAGACAAUCGACGUCUGUGGCAGUGGCUGUGGCAGAUAAGCCUGUUGAAAAGCCAGCACGCGCUUUGCCUCAGAAGGAUGAGGAGGAAAGGGAGCUCGAGGCCUUGAUUUUCGGUGAUGAUGAGGGGUUUAGAAAAGGAAUUGCGCAAUUGGGCGAUGAGGAGUUUGGCGUUGGGUAUACGGAUGAGCAGGAUCGUGAUGUGGAGGUCACCGACGGAACGUAUCAGCAGCCUGAGGAUGACGGUAUGGAGGAAGUGGCCGACAACGACCUUUUCUUCUUGGACGACGCACCUGGAACCGGACCCGAUGUCGACGACGACGAAUCCGAGGAAUACAUCUCAGAAGAUGAAGCACCGCAUGUCAGAGAAGCAGCAUGGUACGACUCUGACGACGAACGCAUCACCGUCUCCCUCGCCUCCCAUCCUCGUCUACGAAAAUUGCGCCGCACAGAAGCUGACGAUCACGUCACCGGAAAAGACUACCAACGGCGACUACGACUACAAUUCGAGCGCGUGUACCCCGUGCCAGAAUGGGCCCUCCCCGCAGGCGCAAAGGCCGCCGCACGGGCAAAGAGGUUGAGGGCGGAGGCUGAUAGCGAUGAUGAGAGCGCCGACGAGAUGGAUCAGGAUUUGAGUGCGGAUCCGUUGAAGACGCUGUUUCAGAGAGCGGAGGGGUAUGUUCGGAAGACAAAGAGUGCGGCGUUGGCGCCUGGUACGAUUGAUAUUUCGAGGUUGAAGGAUGCGAAUCAGCAACAGCUUUCUGCAGCGGCAAUUCAGACGAUGUCCUUCCACCCCACCCAUCCGUUGGUGUUGACGGGUGGUUAUGACAGAAUGGUACGGAUAUACCAUCUCGAUGGAAAGGUCAACCCGCUCGUUACUUCGCUGCAUGUCAAGUCUAUGCCGAUUCAGACCGCACAGUUCCACCCGGAUGGAAAGAGGGUGUUCAUCGGUGGACGGAGAAGAUAUUUCUAUAUCUGGGAUUUGGAGACGGGGACUGUGGAGAAGAUUUCUAGGAUGUAUGGGCAUGAGAGUAUGCAGAGGAGUAUGGAGACGUUCAAGUUGUCGCCGUGUGGACGGUAUGUGGCGUUGCUGGGUCAAAAGGGCUGGGUGAAUAUCUUGAAUGCGACCACGGGACAGUGGAUCACUGGUGUCAAGGUCGAGGGUGAGGUUGCGGAUUUGGUAUGGUGGGCGGCGGGAGAGGGAUUGACGAUUGCGAAUACUGCUGGUGAGCUCUGGGAGUGGAACUCUGAUGAAAGAAGAAUUGUCGGACGAUGGAGAGAUGAGGGUGGGUUUGCCACUGUGCGGAUUGCCUUGGGUGGAGAGGACAGCAGAUACAUCGCCGUCGGCUCCAAGACUGGUAUCGUGAACGUCUACGACCGUCGCAAGAUGACCUCAACAACAACCGAGCCCAAACCCCUUCGUACCCUCGAACAACUCACCACCUCCGUCCACACACUCGCGUUUUCUCACGAUGGACAAGUGCUGGCCAUGGCAUCGAGAGUCAAGAAGGAUAUGUUGAAAUUGGUACACCUCCCAAGCGGAACGGUUUUCAAGAACUGGCCUACGAUGAAUACGCCGUUGGGUAAGAUUGGUGCGGUGGAAUUCAGCCAGGGAAGUGAGAUGUUGUGCAUCGGAAAUGAGCAGGGUCAUGUUAGGUUAUAUAGGCUCGCUCAUUAUUCGGCGUGA
Saitoella complicata NRRL Y-17804 is the source of this 1704-nucleotide messenger RNA. RefSeq names its product WD40 repeat-like protein. The record is from RefSeq and is a predicted model, not a curated record. Gene Ontology annotation, cellular component: Pwp2p-containing subcomplex of 90S preribosome; small-subunit processome. Gene Ontology annotation, molecular function: protein binding. Lineage: Eukaryota; Fungi; Ascomycota; Saitoellomycetes; Saitoellales; Saitoellaceae. The transcript has a single exon. Gene Ontology annotation, biological process: rRNA processing. The coding region runs from base 1 to 1704 and encodes 567 amino acids.